Coregonus clupeaformis (lake whitefish) is the source of this 1292-nucleotide messenger RNA. It is a transcript of the gene zmat5, whose product is annotated as zinc finger, matrin-type 5. The transcript has 6 exons. The record is from RefSeq and is a predicted model, not a curated record. Gene Ontology annotation, molecular function: zinc ion binding. Gene Ontology annotation, cellular component: U12-type spliceosomal complex. Lineage: Eukaryota; Metazoa; Chordata; Actinopteri; Salmoniformes; Salmonidae. Bases 400 to 930 code for a protein of 176 amino acids.
UAUCGUGACCCGGAAGUACGUUUUUAGUGUCGCUGACAAACGAAUUCGCGUCGAAGAAUCUUUGGUCGAAAUCACAACAAUUUAACAGUUUAAAGAUAAACAAUUUCCUAAAAUGUAACGUUGGCUGACAGCUUUUACUGAGUGUCCCGUGGAGUGUCUUUAAAUUCUCACAUAAAAGGGUUUGUAUUGCUUAUUUCUUUAUACUAAAAGACAAGGGUUACGUUAGCUUCUGUUCCUUCCCCUCCUGGCUGGAGUGAGAGGGUCUGCAGGCAGCUCUCUCCAGCCCUGCUUCAAAUAAUCAAAUUCCUGAUGAGCAGGUGGUUGCGGGAUUAGUAGCCUAUAUAAUCAGAGAUGUGAGGGUACCUACAGCUGACUGAAGUGAAGACCAGAUUCUCAACCAUGGGGAAGCGGUAUUACUGCGACUACUGUGACCGGUCCUUUCAGGACAACAUGCACAACAGGAAAAAACACCUGUAUGGCGUUCAACACCACAGAUCUAAAAAGGCCUGGUUUGACAAUUUCAGGGAUGCAGCAGCCAUCCUGUAUGAUGAACAAACUAAGAAACCCUGCAGGAAGUUUCUUCAGACAGGCCAGUGUGUUUUUGGCAACAACUGCAGGUUCUCUCACAUGUCAGAGAGGGACAUGGAGAACCUAAGAAUGCAGAUUGAAGAUGAAAGAAGGAGCAGAGAGGACCCGGAGCACAGAGCGUCCCCUGAGCGGAGCAUAGAGGAGUGGCUCACCAGGAGAGAGAAGAAGAGAGCCGCCCUCAGCAGUGGAAGUGUUCUGAAAGAGGAAGAUGAGGAGGAUGAAGAGAAUCAACCAGAGAAUGACAUACCUCAACAUUUCCUCACCAUUCCUGACCUCCCUCCCUCCCUUCUGCCCCCUCCCCCUGGUGGUUGGAAAGUCAAAGUCAGAACUGAAUGGGGUUAAAGGGGCAGUGCAGUUAACAGGAUUUUUCUGUUUUUUUUAAUGGCAUUUCCACACUAUGAGGUCGAAAUAACCUGAAAUUGUGAAAAUUAUAAUUGUGCCCUUUUUGUGUAAGAGCUGCUUGAAAAAAAAUAAUCUGGAAUUUCAACCUGUUCAGGUGGGAUGGAGUUUUUGGCCCAGAUCAUGACAUCACAAACUGAUCUGAUUAUUCUGACCAAUGACCAGUCAUCUUUUAUUUGCAUAUGUAUCGUCCUACUUUGAAGGCGUAAGCAUGGUAGGCUCUAGAGUCUAGAUCAGGGUUCUUCAAUUCCAGUCCUGGAGGGCCGAAACACCUCUGUUUUUCAUCCUCUCCUUCUAAUCAGGGG